GCGUGGUCGGGGGGAAGAUGGCGGCGCCCGUGGCUUCCGAGCAGCCGCUGGCUUCCUCGGCUCCUCCGCUCCCCGUGUGUCUGCUCGUGCUGGGCAUGGCGGGAUCCGGGAAAACUACCUUUGUACAGAGGCUCACAGGACACCUGCACAGCCAAGGCUCUCCACCUUACGUGAUCAACCUGGACCCAGCCGUACAUGAAGUCCCCUUUCCUGCCAAUAUUGAUAUUCGGGACACUGUGAAGUAUAAAGAAGUCAUGAAGCAGAGUGUCAGAUAUGGACUUGGGCCAAAUGGUGGCAUAGUGACAUCACUCAAUCUCUUUACUACCAGAUUUGAUCAGGUAAUGAAAUUUAUUGAGAAGGCCCAGAAUACAUUCAAAUAUGUCUUGAUUGACACACCUGGGCAGAUUGAGGUAUUCACCUGGUCAGCUUCUGGGACAAUCAUCACUGAGGCCCUGGCAUCCUCAUUUCCAACAGUGGUCAUCUACGUAAUGGACACGUCUCGAAGUACUAACCCAGUGACUUUCAUGUCCAAUAUGCUGUAUGCAUGCAGCAUCUUGUACAAAACCAAGCUGCCUUUCAUUUUGGUCAUGAACAAAACUGACAUCAUUGAUCACAGCUUUGCCGUGGAAUGGAUGCAGGAUUUUGAGGCCUUCCAAGAUGCCUUGAAUCAAGAGACGACAUAUGUCAGUAACUUGACUCGUUCAAUGAGCCUGGUGUUAGAUGAGUUCUACAGCUCACUCAGGGUGGUGGGUGUCUCUGCUGUGGUGGGCACUGGCUUCGAUGAUCUCUGUGGGCAAGUCACCAGUGCUGCAGAAGAAUAUGAAAGGGAGUAUCGUCCUGAAUAUGAACGUCUGAAGAAAUCACUGGCAAGUGCACAGAGUGAACAGCAGAAAGAGCAACUGGAACGUCUUCGGAAAGAUAUGGGCUCCGUAGCUUUGGAUACAGGGGCCAGCAAAGAUAGGACAUCUCCUGUGUUGGAUCCUUCUGACUUGAUCCUGACUCGAGGAACUUUGGAUGAAGAGGAUGAGGAAGCUGACAGUGACACUGAUGACAUUGACCACAGAGUUACAGAGGAAAGCCGGGAAGAGCCAGCAUUUCAGAAUUUUAUGCAAGAAUCAGUGGCACAGUAUUGGAAGAGAAACAAAUAGACGACCUUUAGAACUCACUUGUUUCUGCAAGUCUAGAACUCUGGGCUUCUCUAUGCCAAGUGCUUACCAGGGAUUCAGGGCUACAGUCCAGAGCAGUUUUCUUCAGUACUUUACUGUUGAGGGGUAUCUGACUCAGAUGAAGUCAUGUUAGAAGACUCAAGCUGGCAGGUGGAUGCCAGUGCUUGGUUGGCCUUUCCCUUGUGUUCAUGUAAGGAAAAUGCACCUUCUGCUCUCUUCCUUCUGAAACUUCAAGUCCAUCAUUUAAACUCAUGUACUUUGCUGAUCAGACUUACUGAUGAUCACUUCAGAGCUCUGUCAGGCUUCCACAGUCUCAGCUUCCACAGCGUUGUGCCCUUGACUACACCUUGGAUUGCUGUUUUUUUUUUUUUAGCAGAAUGUCAGAGCAGAAACAAGCUUGUCAGGACAGGUAGUGGAGUGCCCUUGACAACCACUUAGUGUUGGUGACUUAUACUAUGUAGCUCAUUCUAAACAAUCAUAUUUAAGGGCUGGAGAGAUGGCUUAGUGGUUAAGGCACUUGCCUGUGAAACCUGAGAACGCUUGGUGGAAUCUCCAGGUCCCAGUAGCCAGAUGCAAAAGUGAUGCAAGCGUGCAAUGUCACACAUAUGUGCACAAGGGGUCGUAUGUGUCUGGUGUUGGUCCUGAUGCACCCAUUCUCUCUGUCUUUCAAAAAAAAAAAAAAUGGUGACAUGGAUAAAGUUUUGAGUUUUAACUUUA
Molecule: messenger RNA, 1883 nt
Organism: Jaculus jaculus (lesser Egyptian jerboa)
Lineage: Eukaryota; Metazoa; Chordata; Mammalia; Rodentia; Dipodidae
Gene: Gpn1
Product: GPN-loop GTPase 1
Exons: 14
Coding region: 18-1148 (376 amino acids)
Molecular function (GO): GTPase activity
Source: RefSeq, a predicted model, not a curated record